Brassica napus (rape) is the source of this 3241-nucleotide messenger RNA. RefSeq names its product transcription factor MYC1-like. Bases 8 to 2257 code for a protein of 749 amino acids. Gene Ontology annotation, molecular function: protein dimerization activity. The record is from RefSeq and is a predicted model, not a curated record. The transcript is spliced from 12 exons. Lineage: Eukaryota; Viridiplantae; Streptophyta; Magnoliopsida; Brassicales; Brassicaceae.
UGUUAAAAUGUUAAUUUCUUCAAUAUUAAACUUCUUCAAUAACUUUGGCCUUUUGGUUGUCUCCUUUUAUUUACCUAUAUUCUUAGGUUCUGGAGUUUUAAACUCAGUUCUCAUAGACAUUUACAAUACGUCUUUGACAAUGGCUGGUGGUGUGGAAGCAGCAAGUGGAAGAAAUAAAAGAAAAAAUAACUUACUAAGAAAGCAACUUGCUGUAGCUCUAAGAAGUGUUCAAUGGAGCUACGCAAUCUUCUGGUCCUCUUCACUUACUCAACCUGGGGUUUUGGAGUGGGAAGAAGGGUGUUACAACGGGGAUAUAAAGAAGAGGAAGAAGAGUUACGAAGCUGCCCAUUAUAAAUAUGCGUUGCAGAGAAGCAACCAACUUAGGAAACUUUAUCUGUGUAUGCUGGAAGGGGAUAGUAAUACUACUAUUAGUACUACUCAUGAUGUUGAUGAUUAUGGUGAUGAUGAGGAACAUAAUUGUAACAGUGCAACAAGUAUGAUGUUGUCACCAGAUGAUCUCUCGGAUGAAGAGUGGUACUAUAUAGUCUCCAUGUCCUAUGUCUUCUCUCCUUCUCAAUGUUUGCCAGGAAGAGCUUUGGUGACGGGUGAGACCAUAUGGCUUUGCAACGCUCAGUACGCAGAUAACAAACUCUUCUCUCGCUCUUUGUUAGCAAGAAGCGCAUCAAUUCAGACUGUUGUGUGUUUCCCUUACUUGGGCGGUGUGAUUGAGCUGGGCGUCACAGAACUGAUUUCAGAAGAUCAUAGCCUGCUUCAACACAUCAAGUCUUGCUUGUUGGAGACUUCAAAACCCGAUUGCGCUUCAUACAACUUCUCUGCUCGCCAAGCCAGCGAUGAUGAGAAGAAUCAAACUAAAAUCAAGACCAGUGAUGGAAACUCAAACUCAGUGCUCCAAGAGAACCAUCAGAUUCAGUCUGAUGAAGACGUGCAUUACAAAAGAACUGUCUCAACACUAGUCAAAUACUCUGCUGAUAAGGAUAUUCAUCAUCUCCAACCGGAUCUUGUUUCUUCUAACGUUGGGUCAAGUUUCUUGCGUUGGAAGCAACGUGAGCAGCCAAACUCAAUUCUGUUUCAGGAACAUAGCAAUUUGCAGACCUUGUCACAGAACGUGCUGAGGAAGAUAUUGCAAGAGGUACCUUUGAUGCACUCUUUAGACACAAAGAGAACGCUCCCAAGUAAGACGCUUGGUCUGAAUCAAGAUGAUCCUUGGGAUACAAGAAAAGAGAAUGAAAAGUUCAGUGUCCUUAAAGCUAUGGUUCCCACUGUCAACCAGGUUGAUAAAGAAGAGAUACUGAACAACACAAUCAAGUACUUGCAAGAACUAGAGGAAAGAGUUGAAGAGCUAGAAUCUUGUAUGGGGUCAGUUAACUUCGUAGAGAGACAAAGAAAGAGCGUUAACGACUCUGUGUUAAUCGAGGAGACAUCAGGGAACUAUGAUGACAGCACGAAGAUCGAUGGAAACUCAGGAGAAACCGAACAAGUCACUAUAGCGAGAGAUGAGACACAUUUGAGAGUUAAACUGAAAGAAACAGAAGUUGUGAUGGAAGUAAGAUGUUCUUACAGAGACUACAUAGUUGCAGACAUCAUGGAAGCUCUGAGCAAACUUCACAUGGAUGCUUUCUCUGUUAGAUCUUACACACUUAAUGGGUUCCUCACACUUAAUCUCAAGGCAAAGUUUCGUGGGGCUGCAGUUGCUUCGGUAGGGAUGAUUAAGAGAGAGCUGAGGAGAGCCAUUGGAAGUCCUGUGUAUUAUGUGUUGUUACAAUGUGGGACAAAGGAAUACCGAAGCAAAAUGUCAAAAGGUGAUAAUGACAACGCAUUGUGGAACCAAAAGUUUGUGUUCGAUUUCCCAAUGUAUCAAUGGAAGAAGCUGACCCACAUCAAGGUUAGAAUCAUGGACAAAGAGCUCUUCAAAGAUGGUGGAUUUGUCGGUGAAACCAUAAUUCAUCUUGGAGGGAUAAUAACCGAAGGACGUGACAGAGGAUACAUAGAAGUCAAACCAGCUCCAUACAAUGUUGUUCUUGACGAUGACACAUUUAAAGGCGAACUAAAACUUGGCUUCAGAUUUACUGCAGCGGAUAAAUUGCAUAUCAACAAGGCAUGGGAAGUGAAGAUAGAGGGUAAAAACCGUGAAGAGCCAAUGAUUUCUCCAGUUCUGAAUCUGAUGAAGCUCCCUUUGUUAAGGUUUCUCAUCUAUUGUUUCCGGAAAACAACCAAAUAUCAACUAAAAGAUAACUAAAAUGAUCAAAGGUUUAGCCUCAAAACUAUUUACUUCAGCUGUCUUUUUUUCAUUAUUUUGAUGGCUCACAUAACGUUUAAUUAGUAGUAUUACAUAACCCUAUUCGGAUUAGUUGUCAGUUACUAGGAUGAGAAAUUUGUUUGAUUUCUGAGUUUGUGCAAACAUUAUAGGUUCACAGCUGCAUGGACAAGAAUGCAAGGUCUCAUCGUUGCAGAAUUUCUUUAUUGUUUGGUCGUCUACAAAAUAUUUCCUAUUAAUAAAAUACUAGAUUCUGGCCCGCCCUCGGGUAUAUUUUUGUUUUAUUUUAUUUUUAAUUUUAAUUUUAUGUUUGUGUUGUUUUAAUCAUAUUUGUGUUAAAUGUUACUUUAAUAUAAUUUUUGAUAACUAUAUUACUUAUGUCAAAUUGCAUAACUGUGCAUUUGUGAGAUAUAUACAUCAGAUGUUUUACACAUGUAUAUAUAAUAUAAUUAAUAAAUUUAAUAAUUAAAAGAUAUACACAUUAUAAAAUAGUUUUGAAUCUAUCAAUACGUAAGGAAAAACAACUUUUUUUGUUAUUUCUGCUUAUUUGGUAGUAGAAAAUCGUGGAAAUAUAGUGGGUAAGAAACCAACCACGUUCUUUUUAUAAAAAUGAAAAAGGCAAUUAGAAAAAAAAAACUGUUUUUUAAACGGACAUCACGUAACUGUGUGAUAUAUUUGAAUUGUAUAAUACGAUACAAUUAUGUAAAAGUUGGUUUUUUAAAAAAGGAAGGUCCAGUGGCAAAAAAAGUAAUAUUCCAGGUAUGGGUAGGGGUAAAAGAUAUGAAUGAUCCUGAAUUAAUAAUAUUGAUAUUAAAUUUUGAUUAUAAAUGCAUUAUUUUUUGUGUUUAACUACUUUUCAUAUCUUUUAACCAAUCAAUAUUCAAUAAACAUAUUUUUUUUAAAAAAGUUUACAAUUCAUCAUUAUUAUCUGAUAAAAAUGCAUUGAAAAUGUAAAAGUUAUUUUUU